CUCUCGCUCUCGCUUGUACUUUAUUUAUAUUGUAUUGUGCCCGUCGUUGUUGGAGACGGUCGUUGCUGUGGUUGUUGUUGUUGUUGCUGUUGCAAUUUAUUUAACAUACACAUACACUGUCGUUGCCGUUGCCUGCUUCUCCUGUAUUGUUCGUUACAGGUUUCAGGAGAUACACACCAGCCAGUCGUUUCUUUUGCGCUCUCGACUCUUCGCAUCUGUCGCGCUCCCCGUUUCAGAUCUCGACUCAGCUUACACCUUGACUUCGGUUACUGUGGGACUUGGAUUCUUCCGUUGCUAUUGUUGGUAUCGUUGGAAGUGGUGGAUUAUAAUUCCUGGCACGAGUUUUCUUCGCUUUGAUCCAGCACGUUCUGGAAUCCCGCAGCCUUGCUUGCUUGCAUUGUUUCCCUCCGCACCAACCUUUUCUCGUCGCAUUCUAGCACAUAUCCACUCCACACAUUCACGAUGAAGACCUCCACGAUCCUCCUCUGUCUCGCUCCGACGAUAGCCCUCGCCGUCGAGGCCGAUCCUCAAAUACCUCCCGCUGUGUCUCCUACGCCGUCCCUCCCCAAUGCCAACCCGCCCGCCCCGUUGCCUGAGAUCCCGAUGCUGUCGAAUGCAGAGCAACAUGCGGAGUUACGGAAGAUUCGCACGCUGCUAGAGGUUCAAGAUAAUACAGAUGCGACACGGGUGCAGGAUCAACUGCCCGAACCAGCGAGCGGGAGAAUCGGCCUGGCCGCAACGACAGGGGAAACCAAAGCGUUGCGCGCACGCAGUGAAGGCACACUCGGACAAACACCAUGGAUUGGCAUGGCCAUUGGAUUGACCUGUACGGCAUUGGCAGCAGUGAUGCUGGGGUGAUACCUUCCAACGAUUAUCGUCGACUUUCGACUCGACGGUUCCUGCUGCACCAACUUGCAUUCGGAGUUAUAUUAUAAUUUCUUUUCACGACAGUCUUUGGCGACUAGACUUGGUUCGGUCGCUCUCUGCUACGAGCGUUGCUUGCAUUGCAUUGCAGCAGCCACCAUCACUUUUGGCUGUGCUGCAGUUUAUUUUUCGCUUCUUCACUUCACUUUUUGUGAGGUCUGCAUUACUUUUCGACCUUUGCAUUCAUACCAUACCCCAUGUAUAGACCGGGUGCUUUUUACCUUUCACCUUUACCUACUUCUACUGACGCUUCUUGUACGUGUACAUGAUACCUUGAUUUGUGCCAUUGAGGCUAUUGUUUGAUGAUGUAUUUACUAUUACACUACCUUACUACUACUACUACUUACACUUAUACUUACUACUUAACUG
Messenger RNA from Aspergillus costaricaensis CBS 115574, 1293 nucleotides. RefSeq lists its product as uncharacterized. NCBI's taxonomy places the organism in Eukaryota, Fungi, Ascomycota, Eurotiomycetes, Eurotiales, Aspergillaceae. The transcript has a single exon. The record is from RefSeq and is a predicted model, not a curated record. Bases 463 to 858 code for a protein of 131 amino acids.